CCGCCGAAUGUGGGUGCACACACGAAGAGCGGCGAAACAUUUUCAUAUAAAAGCUAAUGGACGGACCGACAUCGACACCAAUUCAUUUUGUACUGUUAGACCGUAAAAUCGUAAAAAUGUGCGCGCAAAAUAUGAAAUAUUAUUAUUUAACAACGCUGUUGGUUCUCUUAGCUUUGUUUCACUCAGUCGAGUCGCAAAGUAAUGCACGUUACAGUCGGCGCAGACCAGCAUUAGGUAAUGCUAAAGAAUCCGUCGAAGAUGCAACGGAAAAGUCUGAGGGUGCUGCUGAUCAACUAGCACUCGCCGCUAGGCAUGUAGAUAAAAAUCCACAAAGACGCAGUGGCACCUAUGCUAGAGAUGGAGAUGAAUAUCCUUAUGGUAAUUUGGAAAUGAAUCUUAUACGUCCAGAGAGCGAACCGGUACACACACAGAUCACAGCCAAGUAUACGAGCACAUUAAGUGCAUCACGUCCCUACGAAUCAGGUUCAUUGGAAGACGCCGAAACUGCUGAGGAAUAUGUAGCUAAUGCCAUGAAGAUGCAACGUUAUGGCACACGUUUGCGCGAGCCCAUACGCAUACUGUCCACUGAAGAUGCGUUACAAGCGGGACCAAAGACGCCGUCACCACAAUCUAACGACGAGUCAGCCGACGAGAGAAAUGCUCCACCGCCGAGCAAUAUCAAAUUUGAGUAUUACCAUACUGCAUCACAACAACAACAGUUACAGCAACAGCAGUUACAACAACAAACGCCCCAACAUUUGGAUAAUAACCAUCAGACACUUUUGGAAGCACAAAUGCGUGCACAAUUGCAGGCGCAAAUCCAACAGGCCCAACAAGCGCAGCAGCAAGCGGAGAGUCAGCAACAACAACUCGAGGCACAAACGGAACGUGGUCAGGCAAUUGCUGUGGGGACUGUCCAUGAUGGCGUGCCGCAACAGGUAGCAUCUGCUUAUAAUCGAGACCAGGUAACGCGCUCUUACGAGGUUUAUGAUGACAGCAAUGCUUACGAAGCCAGUGUUGAAGCUGGUGCAAGUGGUGGUAGUGUUGUCACUGACGGUGAUGGCGUCGAUCGCCACUAUCGCACAAAAUAUCUCUUUCAACCAGCCUAUCAAGGAGUCAGCGUUGCGCCGGCAAAGCCCGAGCCAGAGCAGCUGCGCGGCUCUGCAUCAACGGAAAUACCCAAAGCGGAAAUAAUGAAGCAGAUCGAAAAAUCAGUGAUGAAAUAUAUGAAAGAGCUUGAAGCUGAAGGCAAGAUCGUCACUUCGCCGCAAGAGCCGAAAACAUAUUACAAAAUGGUGUCUGUACCAGUCGAAGAGAAGCAUAUUACAACGACAACAACACGUCCGAAACAUUCCGGCGCUACACCCGCGCUCAAUGCUGUGUAUACGAGUGGCAGUGAAAGUGGCAAUCCUUCAUUAGCGCCAGCAACUGGAUCAUCGCACCGUACGUCCACGCAUGACAGCAUUUCCGGUUACUCCAGUUCACGCCAUCACGCGCCCAAACAUCAGCUAAAGUCAACUCAACGCUAUCAAUCAGAAGCCGAGACUGCUUAUCGCGCACAAGCUGGCGCACAUCAGCCACAUGAGGUCGCCGAGGCACUGGCGCCAAAUGUUGAAUUUGUUUACAAAAUCAAGACACGCGCACCACUGCAAACGGCCACCGUCAAAACAAUUUCGAAACCAUAUACGUUGCCACUUAAAGGUACCUAUGACCAUUUCGAUCACGGCGCAGCGCUGAAACAUAUCGAGGACUUUGAUCUUUCGCAUGUGGUCACCACGCAAGAGCCCGAUGAGCGUCCAUCUUCGUUGAGUGCGAGUGUGACAAGCAAGCCAAAUAAGCUUUACUUUAACUCGGAAAUCUAUCACGAUAUUAACUCUUUACCAUUCAAGCACGAAAAAUCACGCACUCUGUCCACGGCUGGCGCUGGCACAGCAGCUGCCGAAUAUCGCAAACUAAAAGCUAGUAAUGGUGAAUUAAGCGUCGAUUACAAGGGUUACUCCGGUUAUUUUGCCGAACCUGGUGUACAAGCGGACACCUCCGAUGAGAAAGACACAAGCGCUGGAUCUAGCGCGCAGGUGUCAGAAGAUGGUUACCCCGUCAUGAAUCCCUAUCAGUACGUGCUGAAGAAGGAACCACUGCCGCAAAAGUAUGAAGAGCCCAGCUCCAGUUGGGUUGAAGCGCGUGCUAAGCCUUCAUACGCGGCAUUGAGCGCCUCACAGAAGGGCCUAGAAUAUGAUAGCUACAGUCCGAAAUUUAACAAUAAUCCUGAAGGCUAUGGCUAUCAGCACACAUACAAAGCGGAACGUGAACGCGAACGGGAACGUGAACCACAGCAUAGCGGGCACAAGUAUGCCGUUAGUCGCUUGCCUACCAGUGGUAACAGUAAGCGAGGUAAGCGCGGCGGUGGCUUACCAUAUCCGAAUGUAAAUAAGAAGGCGCUACGUAAUGCGGCCGUGAAAGAUAUUGAGGCGAACUUGGCGCUACGUCCGCCACCGAAAAAUUAACGGUAUAGGGUUGAUUUUUAUACAUGCAAUAAUUUUGAGUUUUUCGUUUAUUUAUUAAUUUAUCUUUUCAUUUUAUAUAACUGUCAUGGCACUGUUGUAUGCCCGUCUGCAGUUAUGCAACGAUAUUUCUACAAAUUACGUAUUACAUUUUAAAAUAUAUGCCAAUUUUCAAGUGCAAUGUUAGCUUAAGUAUACCAUAUAUUUAUAAUAAAAUAAUAACGGUAUUUAAUUGUGUUUCUAUUAUAGUAAAUAUUAUUAUUUAUAUCUAAACCGUUUUGUAUUUAUUUAUAUAAUAAACCAUUUAAAAUGUAAAAUUUUCGUAAUUUAGUUUAAUAUAAACGCCUAAAUGUAGAUUAUAGAGAGAAUUAGUGUUGCCAACUUUGGAUUUCAGACCAAAAUAAUUUGAUUCCCUUAAAAUUUGAAAGAAUUUGUACGAGCUUUUAUAUAAGAGCAUUCUGAAGAUCUGAUUUGUCUGAAGUAGGAUGCUUGAUAAUAAAUAAAUUCUAAUGCGAAAAGAGUGAAGGUUUUCCAUCAUGUGUUUACUUCACAUUUUAAAUUAUUACGGAAAAACUUCUUUCCGAAAUUAUAUUCUCCAC
Molecule: messenger RNA, 3100 nt
Organism: Bactrocera oleae (olive fruit fly)
Lineage: Eukaryota; Metazoa; Arthropoda; Insecta; Diptera; Tephritidae
Source: RefSeq, a predicted model, not a curated record